Messenger RNA from Notechis scutatus (mainland tiger snake), 1877 nucleotides. RefSeq names its product synthesis of cytochrome C oxidase 1 (gene SCO1). The record is from RefSeq and is a predicted model, not a curated record. Gene Ontology annotation, biological process: mitochondrial respiratory chain complex IV assembly; intracellular copper ion homeostasis. Gene Ontology annotation, molecular function: copper chaperone activity; copper ion binding. Lineage: Eukaryota; Metazoa; Chordata; Lepidosauria; Squamata; Elapidae. Gene Ontology annotation, cellular component: mitochondrial inner membrane.
CCCGGAAAUUCAAGCCGGGCGUGCUGUUUCGUUGACUCCGGGAAGGGAGGAUGGCGGGAGCGAUGCGGGUUCGCCUGGUUUCGCUCGCCCUUUGCAAGCGUCCAAUGUUUCCACCGUGUUGCUUCCUGCGCUGCUGUCCGGUCCGGUCGCUGGUCAUCCCACCCCCGAUCAGACAGAAGGGCUUCAAGAAAUCUGGGCCAGUAACUUGGAAGAGUUUAGCAGUCACGGCUGUGAUUGGAGGAGGGUUGCUAGGGGUACUGAAAUAUUUGAAGAAAGAGAAAGAAGCAGCAUUGGAGAGAGAGAGUGUCCGAUCCAUUGGAAAGCCUUUGUUAGGAGGCCCUUUCUCACUUGUUGAUCACCAUGGACAACCGAAAUCAGACCGUGAUUUUCUGGGCCAGUGGGUUUUAAUCUACUUUGGUUUUACACAUUGCCCUGACAUUUGCCCAGAGGAACUGGAAAAAAUGAUACUAGCAGUGGAUGAAGUUGAUAGUAUUGCGUCUUUGCCUAAUGUCACUCCACUCUUCAUCACCAUUGAUCCAGAGAGGGACAAUGAAGAAGCCAUUGCCAAAUACGUUAAAGAGUUUUCACCAAAGUUGAUUGGAUUGACCGGUACGAAAGAACAGAUUGAUCAAGUGUCUCGAGCUUAUCGUGUCUACUACAGCCCAGGUCCCAGAGAUGAGGAUAAUGAUUACAUAGUGGAUCACACUAUCAUAAUGUACCUUGUUGGGCCUGAUGGCGAAUUUGUUGAUUAUUUUGGCCAAAAUAAGAACAGCAUUCAAAUUUCUGCCAGCAUCCUAAAGCACAUGAAACAAUACAAGAAAGAGUAAGGGACUUAGUUUUCUGACUAAGCAAGUUUAAAAUGCAGCUUGUGACAUUGAUUGGAGGAAAUACUCAUAGAGGUGGUCUGCUGCGGUGUCCUCUUAGUGCAGUUGAAUUUACUAAACCUGUACCUACAGAUUAAGACUCAGUUCUGAAGAGAAGCUGGAUGUCUUUCACCAAUGAUACUUCAUCUGGAUAUGCCUUAGCCAUACAGUGGCUUGUUAAUGUUAAUGUUGAUGCAGAUUUACUCAGAAAGAGCCACCAAACAUAAACCACAAUGAGAACUUCUUCAUGAGAAGUUCUUGUUCUUGACCUGCUGAAGAGCACCUGUUGAACUGACCUGUACUGAAGAUACGAUUGGGAUUUAUCUUCUCUCAAGUUUUUUGCACUCCUCCUAGGAAGCGGAGCUUCUGGUCCUUUCUCAAUGAACAUUUCCAGAGUGUCCCUUUUCAUUUUUUAAACAUUCAGUAGUUUACAAUAUGGCUGCUAUUAAGCAACAUGGCAGGAUGGGAACCUUCACUCUAAAAUCAAAUGUGGCGCACAGAUGAUGAAAUAAAGUGAAAGAAACUUAAACUGUGUUCUUGUCUUAAAAUCUCAAAGGAGAUGAGGUAUAAAACAGAACCUGUGACUAAUUAAAUUAGAUAAAUAUGAAUAGAAGGCAAAUGUAUCUGUAUGUGACUACAUAAAAUAGUUGUCCUUUAUCAUCCUCUCACUUAGAUUGAGAAUUAAAAUGUUCAUUGAUUCAUUUUGAACAGCUUGUAUCUGAAAAGUCAUUCCUUGGGAAAGUACCCAGCUAGAUUUAUUUUCCUUCAGACAGGCAUUUUCAUGUAAGAAGAUUCUCCUAGAACUGAAAUAUCUUCUGUGAAGCCAGAUGGGGAAAAAGUGACACUCUUCUUUAAUCUAAGUGUCCAUCAAGAAUUUCCUUGGGUCAGCUUGCACCAAGUGCUUUGGGGACUUUGAUAGAAUUUAAGCCUCAUUCUCAGCUGUUAAGGAUUGUUCCAUGCAUAGAUGGCUCUUCUCUCUACUCUGUGUGAAUGUGGGAGUGAGAAGGAUCAAGA